AUGGGGAAUAUACUCGACAGCGAAUGCAUCACAAAAGACGCCAUCUGCGUUUGCCUUCGACCGGAAGACGGGGCAGAAGAAGCAGCGAUUGAGGUAACUGCUGCAGCAGAACAACAAUACCAGCCAGCAGCAGCAGCAGCAAAAGCAGCAACGAGGCCCCGCAGCAGCAACAGCAACAGCAGUAGCGCAGCAGGAAAAACGAAGUCUAAGAAAGCUCCCAAAGGAGGACACCGAUCGAAAGAGGCAGCUCCUGCUGCAGCAGCUGCUGCUGCUGCUGAUGCUGCUGAUGCUCCACCUGCUGCUUCCCCAAAGGGAGCAGCAAAAGCGGCAGCAGCAGAAGCAGCAGAAGCCCCUGCUUCUUCACCAGCAGCAACAGCACCGGAAGGAGCAGUAACAACAGCAGCAGCACCAGCAGCUGCAGCACCAGCACCAGCAGCUGCAGCACCAGCACCAGCAGGAGAAACAGAAGCAGCAGCAGCAGAAGCAGCAGCUGCAGCAGAACGCUGGUCUGUGGGGUCUUUAUCUCCACCUGUCGACCCUAAAGUGCUGCAAGAAGUGGCGUCUGCACCUCUUAAGAUUCAAAAGCUGCUGCUGGAAUCCCUCUUUAAGAAAUGGGACCCCGAAGGCAAAGCUCUUUCUUGUUCUUCUUUUGUCUCACUAGUUGAAUCCCUCAACAGCUGCGACACGGAAGCAGCAGAAGUUUUUAUGGGGCUGCAGCCGCAAGAAAAACCCGAUGGAGACCUCAUUGCUGAACUCCCAGACGCUCGCGCUGCGCUGCGGCAGCUGGCGGAGACGACGCUGCGGAUGUCGUGGCUGGAGGAGGGGCAGAUGGAGGAGCUGUUUGAUUUGGUGUGUCUAGACACAGAUUAUACAAUAUCUCUUGCAGACUUCGUUAAAAUUGCUGAGGCCCUUGCGGUUAUUAGCAGAUGCAUUAACCUUCUCUACAAGUACAACGACACCGAGCUGCAGCAGCAGAGUUAG
Eimeria acervulina is the source of this 981-nucleotide messenger RNA. RefSeq lists its product as hypothetical. The coding region runs from base 1 to 981 and encodes 326 amino acids. The record is from RefSeq and is a predicted model, not a curated record. The transcript is spliced from 3 exons. NCBI's taxonomy places the organism in Eukaryota, Apicomplexa, Conoidasida, Eucoccidiorida, Eimeriidae.